GUCUGGGGCUGGCAGUCCACCUGUCCCAGGAACUGCCUGAGCCCACAGAUUUUUGGGGGGCAGCGACCAGGACACGGACCGCCAUGGCUCGGACACGCAGGCUGGGCCUGCUGCUGGCGCUGCUGUUGCCCGUGGUCGGCGCCUCCAUGCCGAGCACCGUGGUCAGACUCAACAAGGCGAUGCUGAGCUACGUGUCUGAAUCAGGAAAAGCCCCUCUCCAGCGGGCCAUGCAGGUCACUGUCCCGCAUUUCCUGGACCGGAGUGGAGAGGUGCUUCGGCCCACCAGGGUCCAGAUUCUGAAUGUCCAGGUGCUCCGCCUUCAGCUGAAAUUCGUUGAUGGUGUUGGGGUACGGUUGUUCGCAGCAGCCAAUUUUACUAUCAAGGUCUUUCGAGUCCCAGAGCCCCUGGAGCUGAUCCUGCCCGCGGUGCUGCAGGCGGAUGCCCGUGUGGACCAGGGCUCCAUCGGGACGCCCGUGGUCAGCAUCUCCUCCUGCUUCUCACUCUUCAACAAAGCCAUCGUGUUAGACGGCGGUCACAGUGCGCCCCCUGAGCUGCUGGUCCGGGUGCAGAAACACAUCAGAGCCGUCCUGUACAACAAGCUGUGUCUGAGCGUCUCCAACCUCGUGCAGGGCCUCAAUGUCCACCUGGGAACUUUAAUUGGCCUGAAGCCUGUGGGUCCCGAGUCCCAGAUCCGCUACUUCAUGGUCAGUAAGCCCAACAUCACUGAGGACUACAUUUCCUUGGAUAUCAACGCGGUUCUCUUCCUUCUGGGCAAGCCCAUCGUCCUGCCCGUGGAUGCCACCCCCUUCAUGCUGCCAGAGCAUGUGGGCACCAAUGGUGCCAUGGCAACCGUGGGCCUCUCCCAGGACAUGUUUGACUCUGCCCUCCUGCUGCUGCAGAAGGCUGGUUCCCUCAACAUGGACAUCACAGGACAGCUGAAGUCGGAUGACAACCUGCUGAACACCUCUGUGCUGGGCCAGAUCAUCCCCGAGGUGGCCCGUCAGUUCCCUGAGCCCAUGCCCGUGGUGCUCAAGGUGCGGCUGGGCGGCACGCCCGUGGCCACACUCCACACCAACAACGCUACCCUGCGGCUGCAGCCCUUCGUGGAGGUCCUGGCCUCGGCCUCCAACUCCGCUUUCCAUUCCCUUUUCUCCCUCGAUGUGGCAGUAAACCUUAGCCUGCAGCUCUCCGUGUCCAAGGUGAAGCUUCAGGGGACCACAUCUGUGUUGGGGGACGUCAAGCUCACGGUAGCCUCCUCCAAUGUGGGCUUCAUUGACACGGAUCAAAUACACGCACUCUUGGGCAACGUGUUUGAGAAGCCCCUGCUGGACCACCUCAAUGCUCUCUUGGGCAUGGGGGUUGCCCUUCCCAACGUGGUCAACCUCCACUACGUCACUCCCGAGGUCUUUGUCCACAAGGGCUACGUGGUGAUAUCCAGUGGACUCUUCUACCAGAACUGAGGCAGGACCACUGGGAGGGCUGAGUGGGCCAGCUGUUUGCCCUGGCGACUCUCUUGCCUCAAGCCACUCAGGAAACCGAGGCAAAGCCACACUUAGUCCUCUCCAGCCAGCUGGAUGGCCCAGGCGGGGUUGU
Myotis daubentonii (Daubenton's bat) is the source of this 1593-nucleotide messenger RNA. It is a transcript of the gene BPIFB2, whose product is annotated as BPI fold containing family B member 2. NCBI's taxonomy places the organism in Eukaryota, Metazoa, Chordata, Mammalia, Chiroptera, Vespertilionidae. Gene Ontology annotation, molecular function: lipid binding. The record is from RefSeq and is a predicted model, not a curated record.